Molecule: messenger RNA, 2229 nt
Organism: Aspergillus calidoustus
Lineage: Eukaryota; Fungi; Ascomycota; Eurotiomycetes; Eurotiales; Aspergillaceae
Source: the annotation of a GenBank genome assembly
AUGGCGCCAUCCAUUAUCGCUACCUGCAAGCAAACCCGAUUUCACCUUCUUGACGAGAAACCAGCACGAGAGAUUGAUGUGGAAAAUCUCACCAUUGCAGUUGCCUCGCCUUUCGAUGACGCGGAAGAUGCUGCAAAGGCAAAGACGAAAGGAAAGUCAAAGGCCAAGGCCGAAGCGAGAGAGCUCAUAUCCGAUGCGCAUCUGAGGCUUAAAGCGGGUACUCACUAUGGGUUGGUAGGUCGAAAUGGGACUGGAAAGUCAACGCUUUUGCGGGCCAUGGCAGACAAGUUGGUACCAGGAAUACCGCAUUUGACCCGAAUAGCCAUUCUGCAACAGACAGACACCGAAGCCCAAGAAGGACUGCAAACCUUUGGCGAUGGACGUCAGAGACAAAGCGACGAAGAGAUCAAGCCGGUCCUGGAGUAUGCCAUAAGUAGCGACCAUCACAGGAACGAAGUCAUUGGAAAGAUGAACUUUUUGUCGAACAGUUUUGAGACGGAGGACCCUCUGCAACCCGUGAAGGCGAUUCGAAAGAUCCGGCAUGACGAGAUCGAAAAGCAGCUUUUCCUAGCUCAGAAGAAUGCCAACCUCAAAAGUGGUGCAAGGGGCUUGCAAGCGCGCAAAGAGUUGAAGGCCGUGGAAGCGAAACUGCAGAAUUCUAGGGAGCUACUGGAACAGGAGGAGAUUGACGUAGAGUCUGCCAAAGAAGAAACCCAGACUGCGGUGGAAACUUUACAAGACCUACAAUCUCAAUUUGAAGCAAUGAAGGUUGUCGACGUAGAGCAGCAAGCUCGUCAAAUCCUCCUUGGGCUUGGCUUCAAAGAAGAUAUGUUGGGCAAGCCAUUCCACACUUUGUCUGGUGGCUGGCGUAUGCGCUGCAUGCUGGCAAGCAUUCUGAUUCAGAACCCCGACAUUAUGAUACUAGACGAGCCAACCAACUUCCUAGAUCUGCUAGGAGUUGUCUGGUUGGAAGAAUAUCUGAAGCGAAUGCGUGAAUCGUCACAGACAACAAUCCUUCUAGUCUCCCACGACAGAGACUUUGUUGAUGCAGUGUGCGAGGAGAUUGUCAUUCUUCGAGAUCAGAAGCUCACAUAUUUCAAGGGCAAUCUGUCCGCAUACGAAAAGGACUUUGAAGAACAAAAGCUGUACUGGGGUCGCAUGAAAGAGGCUCAGGAUCGUCAGAUUGCUCACAUGGAGGCAACCGUCCGCGAGAGCAUCAAAGUCGGGAAGAAGACUAACGACGACAACAAGCUCCGAAUGGCCAAGUCGCGACAAAAGAAACUCGAUGAUAGAAUGGGUGUUCAAGUGAGCGCACGCGGAGGCCGAUUUAAGCUGAAUAGGGAUCUGGCGGGCUAUCACCUAAGUUCCCGCGAUGAGAUCGAUGUUCCGCAGGAUGAAAAAGGCGUGUCAAUUCAAUUGCCCGACGCUUCCGAGCUUCGCUUCCCAGGACCAUUAAUCUCACUUGAAGGAAUCGUUUUCAAGUACAAGUCAAGUGCAGCUCCCGUGCUGAAAGGAAUUGAACUUGUGAUGCACAAGGGAGACCGUGUUGGUAUCAUGGGCCUUAACGGCUCAGGAAAAUCAACCCUGAUCCGCCUUGUGGCCGGUACCAUGGUGCCCAGCCAAGGCAAGGUCUCUACACAUUCGCGGUUGAAGAUGGGCUACUACGCACAACACUCUAUCGAGGAACUUCAAUCGCUAGGGCAAGAGGAUCCGUCACUAACCCCGCUUGCGCUGCUGGCAAAAGAUGUAGCCGGCUCACUUAACGAAGGGCAACUACGGGGGUUGCUAUCAUCAUUGGGUCUCCAGGGAAGAAUAGUCUCCGAUGUUCCCAUCCGCCGACUGUCAGGAGGACAGCUCGUCCGUUUGGCAUUGGCCCGAGUUAUCUGGAAUGCGCCGCACUUACUCGUUCUCGACGAGAUAACGACUCAUCUCGAUUUCCACACAGUAACAGCCCUGGCCUCUGCAUUAUCGACGUUCAACGGCGCUAUCUUGCUGGUCUCGCACGACCGGUUCAUGGUCCGGGCAGUGAUAGAGGGAAAGCGGGAUCUAGACCAUAAACUAGACGAGGACUUUGAAGGUGUCGAAGAGGACCCAAGCGAAUCGCAGCCACGACGUCGUGUCGUGUACGUCCUAAGGGCUGGCGUUCUAAAGGUCCAAGACGAAGGCGUGGAACAGUUUGAGAAAAGUCUGGUGAAGAGGGUGCAGAAGAUGCUGCCUGCACAAGACUAG